Camarhynchus parvulus is the source of this 7221-nucleotide messenger RNA. RefSeq names its product SR-related CTD associated factor 8 (gene SCAF8). Gene Ontology annotation, molecular function: RNA binding. The transcript has 21 exons. The record is from RefSeq and is a predicted model, not a curated record. Gene Ontology annotation, cellular component: nucleus. Lineage: Eukaryota; Metazoa; Chordata; Aves; Passeriformes; Thraupidae. Bases 352 to 4431 code for a protein of 1359 amino acids.
CCCGCGUGUCCGCCAUAUUGGCGCCCGCGCCGCAGCCGCCGCGCGUUGUUCCUCCAUCUCCUGCCGGCGCGGCCGCCCGGAGCCGAGCGCGGGAGGGAGGGAAGGAGAGAGGGAAGGGAGCGCCGGCGCCGCCGGGAGGGAAGCGGGGCGAGGAGGAGACGGAAACGAGCGGGGCCCGCGUCCCCCCGCGCCCGCCCCCUGCGCCACCCGCCAUGGAGAGGAGGCCGGGCGGCCCCUGAGCGAGGAGCGCACGCACGCACGGACCGAGACUUGCCCCCGCCCGGCCCGGCCCGGCCCGGCCCGGCCGCCAUCAGCGGUGAGAAGCCGCCCGGCUCCCGCCUCCGCCGCGACAUGGAGGCUGUGAAAGCCUUUAACAGCGAGUUGUACUCGCUAAAUGAUUAUAAGCCACCCAUUUCUAAAGCUAAAAUGACACAGAUCACCAAGGCAGCAAUCAAGGCUAUAAAGUUCUACAAGCAUGUUGUACAGAGUGUUGAGAAGUUCAUUCAAAAGUGCAAACCAGAGUACAAGGUGCCUGGUCUGUAUGUCAUUGACUCCAUUGUGAGACAGUCCCGGCAUCAAUUUGGACAAGAAAAGGAUGUAUUUGCACCAAGAUUCAGCAAUAACAUCAUCAGCACUUUCCAGAACUUGUACCGUUGCCCUGGUGAUGACAAGAGUAAAAUUGUUAGAGUGCUAAAUUUAUGGCAGAAGAAUAAUGUGUUCAAGAGUGAAAUUAUUCAGCCUCUCUUGGAUAUGGCAGCAGGAAUUCCUCCUCCCGUUGUGACCCCUGUCUUGCCCAGCACUACAGCUGCUAUGAGCAACAAUACGCCAGGUACACCUGUGACUCCAGUUACCCCAGCCAAUGUGGCACAGAGUUUGCCUGAUCCUUGGGUAUCUCAGAUUGCUAACACAGACACCCUUGCUGCUGUUGCACAGAUUUUACAGAGUCCUCAAGGCCAACAGCUUCAGCAGUUGAUACAGACACUGCAGAUACAGCAGCAGAAACCUCAGCCUUCGCUACUUCAAGCUCUGGACGCUGGUCUCGUUGUCCAGUUACAGGCCCUCACAGCACAACUCACUGCUGCAGCUGCUGCUGCUAACACACUUAAUCCACUGGAACAGAGUGUCUCUUUUAAUAAGAAGCUGAUGGACAGGUUUGACUUUGGGGAAGAAUCUGAACAAAAUGAAGAGCCUAAAAAGGAAACUCCCUCUUCCCAAUUGCCAUUAGUACCAGAGUCUGUGAACAACUCACUUUUUCACCAGCUAGCUGAACAGCUACAGCAGCAAAAUUUAGAACAUCUCAGACAACAGCUUCUGGAGCAGCAGCAGCAGCCUCAAAAGGCAAGUCCUGAGGAGAAUCAAGAAGGAAACUUUGGUUCAGAGCACUCUGCGUCACCAUCACAAGGGAGUAGUCAACAGCAGUUUUUAGAAGUGGAAGCAAAUGUAGAUGAUUCCAUGGAUAUUCAACAACAGGACAUGGAUAUAGAUGAAGGUCAGGAUAUUGCUGAAGAAGAGAUUUUUGAACAAGAAGAAAAGAAAUCAGCUGUUCAUUCAAGAUCAAGAACUCGUUCAAGAUCUCGUUCAAGGUCACCAAGAAAACGAAGGUCUAGAUCACGGUCUGGUUCUCGUAAGCGGAAACACAGAAAACGUUCACGGUCGAGAUCAAGAGAAAGGAAGAGAAAGUCAUCUCGGUCAUACUCCAGUGAAAGAAGGGCUCGGGAAAGGGAAAAGGAACGUCAGAAAAAGGGAUUGCCUCCUAUACGGUCAAAAACACUAAGCGUUUGCAGUACUACUCUUUGGGUAGGUCAAGUAGACAAGAAGGCUACACAGCAAGAUUUAACAAACUUGUUUGAAGAAUUUGGACAAAUAGAGUCAAUUAAUAUGAUUCCCCCAAGAGGAUGUGCUUAUGUCUGUAUGGUACAUAGACAAGAUGCAUAUCGUGCUCUUCAGAAACUUAGUUCUGGGUCAUAUAAAAUUGGAUCUAAAAUUAUUAAGAUUGCUUGGGCUUUGAAUAAAGGUGUGAAAACAGAAUACAAGCAAUUCUGGGAUGUGGAUCUGGGAGUUUCCUAUAUUCCAUGGGAGAAAGUGAAAUUGGAUGAUUUGGAAGGCUUUGCUGAAGGUGGCAUGAUUGAUCAGGAAACAGUAAAUACAGAAUGGGAAACAGCCAGAAGCUCAGAAGCUGCUAAAGAAAAUACUCAAACAACGCAGAGUGCUACAGUGGAUAAGAGUACCGUUAUUACAACACAGACAGAAGCUUACACACAACCAGUCACUAUGCUGCAGAUUCCAGUAGCUCCAGCUGUGCCUGCUGUUAGCUUGGUUCCACCUGCGUUUCCUGUCACAAUGUCUGUCCCUCCUCCUGGUUAUAGCCCAAUUCCUCCUCCACCCUUCUUGAGAGCAAGUUUCAACCCUUCACAGCCACCUCCAGGUUAUAUGCCUCCUCCAGUUCCACCUGUUGUCCCACCACCUGUUGUCCCACCACCUGUUGUCCCACCAGUUGUUCCAACACCUUUAGUACAGCCUCCAUUACCAAUUGCACAAGAGACGAUGAAGGAUGUUCCUUUUACUGGCCUUGUUCUACCAGUUGGCACAGUUACUAGCAAUCUAGCUACUCCAACAUUGUCUGCUGGAAGUGUCUUUAAUCCCCUGCCAAUCAACAAACCAGAAUCAGAUGACAAAGGACCACAUCUUACAGACCUUCAGAUUUCUUCCAGUGAAAACAAUAGAUCUGUGCAAAGUGAUGUCUCGAGUACCUCUGGACUUGUUGGAGGAGUGCAGCCACCCAGUGUCUCAAGCAGUUCUGGGCUUACUGGAGAAGGGCCACCAUCCACUGUCUCAAGUAGCUCUGGGCUUGCAGCGGGAGUACAGCCACCCAGUGUUUCAAGCAGCUCUGGACUUGUAGGAGGAGUGCAACCACCAACUGUUUCCAGCAAUUCUGGUCUUGCAGGAGGAAUGCAGCUACCUGCUGUCUCCAGUAGCUCUUCUCUUGCUGGCGGGAUUCAGCCAACUAACGCCUCAAGUAGCUCUGGACUUAUGGCUGGAGUGCCACCACCAAAUGUCUCAAGUAGCUCAGGGCUUCUAGCUGGAGUUCAUCCACCUGGUGUCUCAAGCAGCCCUGGCCUUCUGACAGGAAUGCAGCCACCCAGUGUGUCCAGCAGCUCAGGAGUUCUGGCAGGAGUACAGCCACCGAGUGUUUCAAGCAACUCUGGGCUUCUCAUAAUGCCACCACCCAAUGUUUCAACUAGUUCUGGACUUAUGGGAGUGCCACCACCAAAUAUUUCAAGUAAUUCUGGACUUCUGGCAAUGCAGCAUCCAGCUGCAGUUCCAAACAUGCCUCAUUUAAAUAUCAGUAAUCAAAGAAUGCCAGGAAUGCCUCUUAUAGAUAUCCGUCCAGGCCUAAUGCCCCAUUCGCCUGGACCAAGAUUUCCUUUAAUGCAGCCAGGAAUGCCACCACAGCGUGCUAUUCCUCCUCCUGCAAUCCUCGAUCCAUCUCUUCACCCACCACCACCUCGAGGUCCUUUUCCUCCAGGAGAUAUUUUUAAUCAAACAGAAAGACCUUUUGGAACACCGGGAAGACAUAGUAUCGAUAACAUUUCUAAUCCAGAGAAAAGGCUACCACUUGGAGGUGAUAACAUUCAACAGGAGGGGGACAGAGAUUAUCGCUUUCCUCCGGUGGAAAACCGAGAUAAUCUUAACAGACCAUCUCCAGUGGAUGUCAGAGAUUCUGUUGGACGACCACCAGUUGAUCCAAGAGAAGGUAUAGGAAGGCCUCCGGUAGAUGGAAGAGAACACUUUGCUAGACCACAUAUAGACAUGAGAGAAAAUUUUGGAAGACCAGGUAUAGAUAACCUUGGCCGAAGAGAGCAUUUUGGUUUCAAUUCAGACAAGCACUGGGGACAGAGAGGAGAUUAUGAUGAAAGAGAGCACCAUGCCUUCCCUAUUUAUGGUGGCCCUAAAGGCUUCCAUGAAGACAGAGAGAGGUUUCGGCAUGUAAACUAUAGGUUUGAUAGUAGAAGUGGUCCCAGUUGGAAUAGAGGAUUUGAACAAGAUGCUCACAGAGAUUUUGAUGACCGCAGAAGACCCUGGGAAAGACAGAGGGAUAGGGAUGACAGAGAUUUUAAUUUUUGCAGAGAAAUUAAUGGAAACAGGUUUGGAAGAGACAGAAUGUCAAACAACUGGAUCCCGCCUCCACAUCCACGGGUUUUUGAAUAUUUUGAUGGGGCCACUUCUCAACGCAAAGCUGAUAAUAUGCCCCAGGUAAAUGGUGAAAAUACAGAGACAGAAAGUCAGCCACCAACUGCACAGGUGCAGGAUGAUCCAGAACUUUAUGAAAAACUGACAUCUUCUGUCGAGAUAAACAAAGAGAAGAGUGACACAGAAGCUGAUAUAGAGAGUGAACCAGUGGUAGAAAGCACAGAAACUGAGGGGACAUAAUCAUCACUCAGUAGGCAAGAUGAAGGAAGUUCUGGCAGCUUACCAUGUCCCGGGCUCUGCAGAGCUAAGUGAGAAGUGCUCCCAGUUCUAGCACGCAUCACAUCCCAUCGACCUUGGGUCUGGAGUGCCAGAAGGAUCCCAGCGCUGCGCUCUGAGACGGCUCUGAGCACCUCAGUACCCCCUUCUUGACAGAACCCAGGGAUGGCAAUAUUACACACCAGUAUUACCUGUCUGGGGCAGGUUUAAUUUUAUAAAUUAAAACAAUAAACUCUAUGAGUUUCUAGACCAUAUUUGUGCUGUUGAGGAUGAUCUGCUCAGAUGAACAGUUUUGCAUCCAUCGAAGAGACAGGUUCUUCUGCUGGACCAGAAGAUGACAGUGGACUGUAUAUUGUAACUAAUAUAAUUUGUAGCAUCUCCUAGUGCAAAUAAUUGAAGAACAGGUGGCCAGAAAAUCCUGUGGGGAAUAAGACAUGCUCUGUUUUGAUCUACAGAUUUUUUUAAAAGUUUUGGUUUUUUAAAGAUAACCACUUUUAGAUAACACUAUGUGUGCAGUCUAUGUGCAGCUCUUCACUGUGGCUAUCUGUAUUCCAGAGAUGAUGAAUGCCUUGUAAGACACCUCAACCUUUUAAAAUUUGUGAUUAAUCCUUAAAUUAUGAGAUUAUAAUGAAAAACUAGAAAGGAAAACUUCUAGGGCUUUUAUUUGACAGGAUGUCUCCAAUUACUUCCCAUUACUUCUCGUAAAAGGAGAAGGAAAAGGCAGGAAGUAGAAAUUAAAUACAAAACCCCCCAUGUUGCAUUUCUUCUUUUGGCAUAUGCACCUAUCUAAAUGUGUGUUUGAUGUAAUAUCCAAGGAGAGAGAAACAGCUAAAAAUUAGCUGAGCCAUCACACAAAAGGUCUGUGUUUUUGGGCAGAAUUUGCUAAUUUUGUCUCUUGAAUAGCUAUAGAAAAGAAGGAAUAUGUAUAUGCUCCAACAUAUGUGAAAAGGACAUACUUGCCAUUCCUUUAUUUAUUUUUGCUCUUUCAAAAAUUAAAGUGUCAGUUAUUUGGAAUGCUGUAGUCUGUGGUCUCUUUACUUUUGUUUAGUGAGAGCCUUUCAGCAAAAUCAUUCCCAUUACAGUGUAACUGCAUGGUGACCACAGCUUUGGGCCUGUAUAAUAAAGAUCUAAAUUCAAAAUUUUUUUUUCUCAGCAUUUUCUCUAUUUUUAUGUUGUAUCUGCAAGUCUUUAAUUGGAGUCCUGCUCAUUGCUGUGCCUAGAAGAUUUGGCAAUAUUUUUAGGAAGGAAUGUAUUUGUGUGGUUGAACCUCAUUCUCCUUUGUAUUAUUAUUACAACAGAUUAGAGGGCAGAUACAAAAAGUUAACAAAUCAAAAGAGAUGCUUAAAUUCAAUUUGCAAAUGAAUCCCCAGGACAAUAAGGACAUCAGUCUCUUUGCAUCCUUGAUUUAAGGACAUGCUCAAGUAUUUGGCAUCUGGUCUCUAUUAAUUGGUAAUCCUGCAAAGGUACUGGAGGAAGCAGCUGCAGAAAAGUUGAAUCUAAGCUGGCUUUGAUUUGCUGUGUGUGAUCUAUUGUGCUGAACACACAGCUGUGCUGUACAGCACAGUUCAAAAGCCAAUCAGAUUCUUUUUACUUCCUCCUUCUUAUUUUCUUCUCCAAAGACAAAAUUUUAAAUUAUAAAAAUGUUCUUCAUGUAGCAAUGAAGUUUGUGUGAAUGAAGUUUGUGUGAGCAAAAACUGCUCAUGGCAUUUCAAAAAUAAAUGUGGUCCUGACAAGGCUAUCUUAGCCAUGCUGCAUUUGGUUUGUCAACAAACAAAUGUUUGUUCCACUAUGGUUAGCUCAUAGCAAAUAUCUGAAUUCCUAUCAACAGAACACCUCUGACUUUCAAAAUCUUUUAGUUGGUCAUCACUAUUCUCCUGUAUGUAGCUGCAUGUGAAUGGUGGAGUGCUUACUGCAGUGGCAUCCAUACCAGUGCAUUUAAACACUGGUUUUAUGUGUUUAAAAUAAAAAUAAAAUAGGAGCAGACAGCAACAUCUCAGAGCUGCUGAUAAAUUUCAGCUAAUCUAAAGCUGAGCUCCUGCUCACCUUCUGCCCUGCUCACAGCUUCCCACGACCUCCCUCAAAGAGCUGCACACCUAAGAGGCUUCCUGGUGUGACUGAAAACAUCCUUGUGUAAGAGUUUAGCUCAUGUGCCAGCUCUGACACCAGGGAGAGGGUGGGAAGGAACACCUUUUAAUCAGCAGUUUAGUUUUAGGUUGGCUUAUGCUGAUAGAGCAUGCACAUCCUCAGGUGCCUCUGUGAAUUAACUGAUCCUAUUACCUAAACUUUCUGUUUCAGGAUAUUUCUUCCCUAUGGCUAAAAUGUGUUCCUUGAUUCAGUAACACCACAAGGAAAAUAAAGCACUGGAAAAUCCUUAGAAAGUAAUAUUAAUGGUGUCUUUAAAACUAAUUGUGCAGUGACAGUAUUUGUGAUACCAGAAAAAUACAAUGCCACAAAAGGGAUAUAUUCUUGCCAUUCAAAUUAUUCUGAAUAUCAAAAUGUUUUCAGAAAAACAGAAGUGAAAGCUGUGGGCCGUAACAGUAAGAGGGCAGCACAAGCCCGCUCUGCUUGCAGAGCCUGAACUAUUAAUCAGGUUUAUGUUCAGUAUGUGGACAGCUGGACCCACCAAUACUGUACAUGCUUGAGCUUGACCAUGGCACCAUUUGAAUAUGAAUGACAAGAAUUAAUUGCCCCAAGAGCAGGACCUUAUUUUGGAGAAAUGGCUUUUUGUCUGUACAGGAGGCUGCUGAAGUCUGA